UUAUUAGAUUGACCUCUGUGAACCCUGCUACCUCAAUUCGACCUUUGUGAACCUUGUGGUUUUCUACUUAAAGCACACCAUCCUCCAUGCUGCAGUCGAUUCUUUGGGACUUCUUUAAAGCUUGAUAAUUCGUCUCUAGAAGAUCAUCACAAUGAGUUUGGAUUUGGAUUCUAUGGUUCGCUACGUGAGCCCAGUGAAUCCAUCGGUGUACCCCCACCUGGCCAUCACUCUGCUCAGUAUUGGUCUCUUCUUCAUGGCCUGGUUCUUUGUAUAUGAAGUGACUAGUACCAAGUUCUCCCGCAACCUCCCUAAGGAGCUCCUCCUCUCUCUGUGGUCUGCAUUGUUCCUGGGCUUUGGUGGCACCUUCCUAUUGCUCUGGGUUGGAAUAUUCAUCUGACAUCUAACUCAUUCUAGUGGACACUAUACAUGCUAGCUAACUGACUACCUAGCUAGCUCACAGAAUGUCUUCAAUUUGUUUUGUGGAUCUGAAUUUAUUACAAAAAUGUGACGGUGAUAAUAAUUAAUAAAUGGUUGGUACAUUUGUG
Halichondria panicea is the source of this 545-nucleotide messenger RNA. Its product is annotated as transmembrane protein 258-like. The record is from RefSeq and is a predicted model, not a curated record. The transcript is spliced from 3 exons. Bases 152 to 397 code for a protein of 81 amino acids. NCBI's taxonomy places the organism in Eukaryota, Metazoa, Porifera, Demospongiae, Suberitida, Halichondriidae. Gene Ontology annotation, biological process: protein N-linked glycosylation. Gene Ontology annotation, cellular component: membrane-bounded organelle.